Molecule: messenger RNA, 1830 nt
Organism: Cyclospora cayetanensis
Lineage: Eukaryota; Apicomplexa; Conoidasida; Eucoccidiorida; Eimeriidae
Product: nucleolar protein 10
Exons: 9
Coding region: 1-1830 (609 amino acids)
Biological process (GO): maturation of SSU-rRNA from tricistronic rRNA transcript (SSU-rRNA, 5.8S rRNA, LSU-rRNA)
Cellular component (GO): small-subunit processome; nucleolus; 90S preribosome
Molecular function (GO): protein binding
Source: RefSeq, a predicted model, not a curated record
AUGGUGCUGAGGACGCAGACCGCGGUUGGUGCGCGAGUGUACGAUCUGAGCGCCUUUGGGGGCGGUGUAAGCGUUUUUGAGCGGCAGAGAGAUGCUAAACGGAGGAAAAAACAGCCCUCAAAGCAGCAGCAGCAGCAAAACCACCACCAAGAGGCCCAACAGGAUGUGGUGCUGCUUCAGGAUUUUGAAUUUCCAGUCGCUUCCUCCUGUGUUCGAGUCAGCCCAGAUCUGAACUUUAUUUGCGCUACAGGAGUAUAUCCUCCGCAGCUGCGGAUGUUUGAUGUCAAUGGCUUGGGACUUAAGUUUCAGCGGGGUCUGGACAGCGAAGCCGUCGAUCUCCGUUUCUUGAGUUCGGACUAUUGCAAGCUGGCAAUCUUGCAAAGGAGUCGCUGGAUUGAGCUGCACGCGCAGGGGGGGCGGCAUCACCGGCUUCGCGUUCCCACCGAAGGGACCUCCAUGACGUAUUUGCCGUGGUCCGCAACGCUCUGCUGCAGCAGCAGCAACAGCGCUACGAACAGUGACAGCAGCAGCGUCUAUUUGCUGGACUUGGAGUCUGGAUCUUUCCUAGAGCCGUGGCAAUGCUCUUUCCCCAUUGGCCACUGUUGUUUCCACUCGGAACUGCUCCCCAUCGUUGCCGUCGGGGGGUCCUCGGGGCAGGUUGAAUGCUUUGACGCAAGGAGCGGCAAGGCGGUGACGGUGCUACAGGCCACAGAUCGCUCUGCAUCUGUUACUGCCGGAGCCUUCUCAACGGAGUCUUUGGAGAUGGCGGUGGGAACGAGCCAGGGGAAGUGUCUCCUCUUCGACCUGCGGGCCUCUCGGCCCCUGCUGCAGUUCGAGCACCGCAACUUCGCUGCUGUCAAUACACUGCAGUGGCACAAACCGCCGGCAGCAGCAGCAGCAGUCACUGCCGCCACUGCGACUGCGGCAGCUGCAGACUGCGGCCCGACAGCCCCGCAGCCUUUGCACGUUGCCACAGAAACGGCCGGUGGGGGAAGGAGCAUUGCUAGCUGCGAUGGCGUCUCCAUUAAAGUGUGGUCUGCAAGCACUGAAGGCUGCAGCAGCACUACCUUCCCACGCAGCAGCAGCAGCACCAUCGCCAACGCGAGACUCCUGGCGAGCAUCGAGGCCCCUCUCGUGUGGGAAAAUCCCGUGGCACCCCGAAACGACAAGGAAGAAGAGCAGCAGAAGCAGCGGCAGAAGGAGCAGCUGCAGCAGCGGAUCGUGCGUUUCUCCUCAUUCGCCAUCUAUGGAGACUCUGGUCUUUUGCUGGCCGCAACGGAUCACAAGCAAAUGGGGGCCUUCUUCUUGCCCUCUUUGGGUCUCGCCCCUAAGUGGUGCCCGAUGCUGGAUGGGCUUACGGAGGAGCUAGAGGAGCGGCAGCAGGCGAGUGAGGGCGCAGCCGCUGCUGCAGGGGCUUCCUUCGCGUCUCUGCAGUUCCUCACGGAGCAGCAAAUGCAGCAGCUCAAUGCCCAUCAGCUCAUUGGCACUCCCCUUGUGACGCGCUAUCUCCACGGUUACUUCAUCGCUCGCGAACUCUAUGACCAGCUCAAGGCAGCUGCAGAACCGUUCGCCUUCGAGACGUACAGACAACGGAAGAUCGAGGAGCGCCUCGAAAAGAAAAAGACGAUGCGUAUCCAGGUCAGGAGGAAGCUUCCAAAGACGAAUGCGGAGUUUGCAGAGAAGCUGCAAAGGACUCUGGAGGCAACAAAGGAGGCCUCAAGCAAGCGCGACAAAAAGGAGGCUGCCAUUGCGGCUGGGCUGCUGGAAGACACCCGCUUUAGUCGCCUCUUCUCCAAUCCGGAUUUCCAGUUGGAGGGGGAGACUUCAUAA